Molecule: messenger RNA, 2202 nt
Organism: Paramecium tetraurelia
Lineage: Eukaryota; Ciliophora; Oligohymenophorea; Peniculida; Parameciidae
Exons: 7
Biological process (GO): autophagy; peptidyl-serine phosphorylation; protein autophosphorylation
Cellular component (GO): autophagosome; cytoplasm
Molecular function (GO): ATP binding; protein serine/threonine kinase activity
Source: RefSeq, a predicted model, not a curated record
AUGUACACUAAUUAACUAAUAUUUGGAGAUUAUUGUGUGAAUUUAACAGACGCUAUAGGAUCUGGAGCCUUUGGUAAGGUUCAUGGGGCUAAAUAAAUAAGCACAGAUCAUCCAAUAUGUGUUAAAAUAAUUAAACUAACCUAAGAGAAUGAAAAGUUGCUGGGCAGAGAAACUUAAAUUUUAUCUAAACUCAAAGAAUUUGACAAUCCCCAUCUGAUUAAAAUAUACCAUAUUGUUAAAUAGAAUAACAAGGUAUAUAUAUUUAUGGAGAGGUGCAAACAAACUUUGAGUGACUAUAUAUUAAACAAAAAGAGAGAGAAAUAAUUAUUAUCACUUCUAGAAAUCACAGAUAUAGCUAAGUAGAUCAUAAAUGGUUAUCGUGAUCUCUAUUCUCACAAUAUUAUCCAUAGAGAUCUCAAGCCUGAGAAUGUCUUAAUUGGAAAUGAUAACAAAAUUAAAAUAUGUGAUUUCGGCUUUGGAAAGAUUCUGAAUUUUGAUAGUCAAUUCAUUGUCUAGACAAUUAUUGGUACUCCAUUAUACGUAUCACCUCAAGCAUUAAUGACUGGCAAAUAUACAUCCAAAACAGAUGUCUUUAGUUUCGGAUUGUUAAUGUAUUUCCUUAUCUUCUAAGAUAAUUAUUUUGAUGUUCACACUUAUGAAUAAUUAUAUUAAAAAAUGUAGGUUUUGGAUAAGGAAUAUUCUAUAAAGUAAUUCAAGAAUUAGGGUUGUGAAUAAGAUAUUGCAUUGUUACAAUAUAUAUUGAGCGGAUGUAUAAAAUACCAUGAAAAAGAUAGAUUUCAUUGGGAUCAGUUAUUUGAAAUCUUUGAUUAAAUUACAAUUUGUAAACCUAGUUCUUAAACUCACAAAUAAUAACAUCUAAAUUCUCAUUCCCUUGAGAGACACCUUUAAUCACAAGAUUAACAAACUACAACAAACCAAAAAAUCAAUUAAAAACCUCCUUUGAAAUAGAAAUCUGAGAAUGGGACUAUAAUUAGAAGAUUUCAUCAUAUAUAAACUGUUUAAAAAGGCAUAGGAAGGUAAAAUAAAUCUUAAGAGAAUAGUGAUAAUUAAACAAAAACAUGUGACAAUUCACCUGAAAAUUUAGAUUUAAGAUGCACUCAAACUCCUGAAAGAACCCAUAUACCAUCCUAAAAUAAUUAUACAACUUCAGAUACUAAAAAAUACUCAAAUCAAAAAGAUAAAAGAACACAGAUAAACAAAUUUAAAAUCUCAUUAUAGUAAAACAAGUACAUACCCAAAUCUUGCAAAUCCGAAAGUGAUUCUUAAUUGAGAUAAAAUUUUAGUUAAGUAGACAAAAAAGAGGAAGUCAAUAAAAAAUAAUAAGUGGAUAAGAUAGAAUAAAUCACGAAGAAUAAUCAAUAAUAUAAAACAUUACCAGAUCUUAAUUAUGAUAAACAACAACUUCAAAAUAACUAUUUUAAAUAACAAUAAUCUUGUUAGAAUAACGAGUGUAAGAUAAUUAAAAAAAAAGAUGUCAUUUCAUAUAAAGAUUAUGAAUCAAAUGUCAAUAUGUUAAAAAUAAUUUUAAAGGGAUAUUUGGCUAAAGCAUAAUUGGCUGAAAAUUUGUCUUAAUGUUUGGGUAAGUUGAUUUAAGUUUUGGAUCAUAAAGUAGAUUUAUUUCGAUUUCUAAUAAUCAAUUAUCAAUAAUCAGUUCUGUAAAAUAUAUAAUCGUUUAACGAUGCAGAUAAAAUUACAUAGUAAUAUCCCUUAUAGAAUCAAUUGAUAUAAUAUAUAGAUCCAAUUAAUUACAUUUUAAAUGAUAGUUUUAAAGAGAUGAUGGUUAAUGUAAAAACAGUAUUAUAAAAGUUAACUUUAAAAAGCUAAUUGGCAUCUAAUUAAAUUAAUGAAAUUUUGAUGGAAAAAGAGAAGUACGAUGUAGAAGAUGUUGUUUAGUUGAUAUAAACAAAUGCAAUUAAAUAUAAUUAUGAAAGCAUUGUAGAAUCAUAUAGAAAUCAUUAUACUAAAUUCUUGGAAUAUUACUAAUAUGACUUACGUUAGUUUAAAUCAGAGGACUUGCUCAAGUUCUUGGGGUUUUCUACAAAAUUCAUACUAAGUGAAAGUCUUUACUCUAUUGAGAAGCUGAAGACUAUAAAUCACCAAGAAAUAUAAAGUUUAUCUAGUAAUUCUCAGAUUUUAGAAAAGUUUAUUAAAGAGAAUUGCAACAAAAACCUAAAACUUUGA